Molecule: messenger RNA, 6684 nt
Organism: Schistosoma curassoni
Lineage: Eukaryota; Metazoa; Platyhelminthes; Trematoda; Strigeidida; Schistosomatidae
Source: the annotation of a GenBank genome assembly
AACUCAUUUGAACUUGUGCGUUACUUAACGUCGUCCGAAGGUGGUCUGUCAGUUGUAGUCUCUCCACUUUUGCCAGUUUCAUUAAUAAUUCAGAGCCCGUCUAUAUCAAGCUUAUUUAGUAGACGAAAGUCAUCGAGUUCUUCGAUGGUGUCAAGGUCCAGACUUUGGAUUCGUAUGAACUGAAGAGAAUUUACGAGAAUACUAAAAGCGUUGACAAGCCCAGAACAAACUACUUGUCAGGUGACCAUUGACUUUCUUAUCGAAUCACCAACUAAUGAAACUUGUCAACUAAACACGUAGUUGAAGCUUCAUCUGUUGACGCAUAUAAAAGAGAGUUGGAUCAAAUGAUGGACCAUUAUCGCCAGGACUAAAACAGCCCACCCAGUCUUCUGUUUUUCCCAAGCUGAAACAGACUUUCAUUACUAAAUAAUACAGAUUUUGUUGUUGCAAUCGGUAUAUCGAUGACGACCAAUCAGUCUUCAUCUCAACCAAUUGGACAGUCAAACAAAAGCCCAAGAGAGCACUCUCAUGGUGGUCUUCCGACAUCUAGUUCAGCACCUCGUAGUCGUUUACCUGGUCAUAAUCACUCGUCCCGUGAAUCACUAGAUUCUAUCAAUCCCGAUCAAAUGCUUUAUUAUGGGGCGAAGCAGAUAAUCAGUUUAUUUAUACCAGUGACAGUUUGUAUGUUGUUUGUUGUUGCUGUCGCUUCGACAGUUGACUUUUAUGGACAUACGGAUCAGUAUUUGUUGUAUACACCUUUUCAUACUCCAGAUGCAGAUAUUGGGACACAAACAUGGCAAACAAUAGCUAAUACUUUGAUAUUUAUGAGUGUGGUUGUCGUAAUGACAUGUGUCCUUGUUUUACUGUUCAAGUAUCAGUGUUAUAAGUUUAUUCGGGGUUGGAUAAUUAUGACGACCAUCUUCUUACUUUUCCUGAUAUCCUUCAUGUUUUUUGCUGAAGUUCUUCGAGCUAUGGGUGUAUUUGUUGAUUACAUUACAGUAGCGUUUGCUUUAUGGAAUUUCGGUGUUGUGGGAAUGAUAGUUAUUCAUUGGCGUGGACCAUUAGUUCUACAACAAGCGUAUUUAAUAUUUAUAUCUGCACAGAUUUCAUUAAUGUUUCUAAAAUAUUUACCCAAAUGGACGUGUUGGCUUGUUUUAGCAGCGUUAAGUGUUUGGGAUAUAGUAGCUGUUUUGUGUCCAAAUGGACCAUUGCGAUUGCUUGUAGAAAUGGCUCAUGAACGACAACAACCUCUUUUCCCUGCCCUUCUAUAUUCAACUACUACAGUUUAUAUUGUCAAAAAACAUGAACCAGUUGAGAGAGUUGAAAAUGAUCAACAGUUUGUUGGAUCCACUAUUACAUGUUCUAUUGAUGCUCCGAAUGAAGCGUCAAAUGUUAAUUGUACUACACAAUCUUGUCCUACUACAUCUGAGUUGGUAGUUUCAGAUAACGAUAACCAGCCAGUAACAGCGAAUCCAAGAAACAUGUCAAAUAUUCCUAUUAAUACGUCCGGAACUGACGUAAUUGUAGUUGAUACUCCUGAUGACAAUACGAGUAAUAAUGAUGCCAAGAGUAAUAAUGAAACUAUAUCACAGGCACCUCAUGAAACAGAUACACUUGUAGCAGGUCGGCUUAAUCGUUGGCAAGAUCUGCAAGUAUGUUGCUUUUUUAUACAUCAGUUUUUUGUAAUUAUUACUACGUAACAUCAUGUUUACAUCGGUCAAUAUCCUUACAUUGAUUAAAAUCGUCGUCAUGUUUUUUAGUGAUAGUCGAAAUCAUUUUAUAUGGAUUGACUAAUACGGUAAAUGCCAUUUGUCAACAAAAAGCAGAGUAUGGUAGUGAACGAAGACUUGAUGGGGAAAACCAACUUUUUAGUGCAAAAUUACACAACACCUUAGUAAAAUAUGGAAAUCAUACAUUAAAUACCUUCUUUGCGUUGUUCUUCGCCUACUUCAUUAUCGCUCAGACUGUGUUGUUACUUUGAUUGCUCUCCGGUUUCCUUUCUGUUCUCUUUAAUUCAAUCUUUUGCUGCCAGGCAUUCCACUUCAGAUCGCGGCUACAUACUACUUUAUAUCUGUGAGCAUAAUUAGCAUACACCACAUGCAGUCGUUUCGGUCUGCCUAUUGAUCACAUCACACUGUUUAGCCGGUAUAUGCUGACACAAAUAAUAUAUCUGUAUUUGUUCAUUGUGUCGUAUAUUUCCAUAAAAAUUCAAAAUCUUAUUCAGUACAACUAUUUGAGAACUUUACAUAAAUGUGUAGUGAUCCACGAGGCUACACCAUUCAGUAUAUAAUAUGUUUAAUAUUCAUGAUACAAAUGACAGGUAUGUGGUCGGUUCUUACAACAUACAGAUAAGAAAUCCGAUAUAGUAGGUUUGUUGUAAAUCUAUCCAGGUUAUAUCCUCUAUUUUUUAGUAUUUCAAAAAAUCCAUCUUGUUGAAAGAUAGAACUGUAAAUGAUAUUUAAAUGACAUCUUACUUUAAUCUUUUCUCAAAUUCUUUGUUGCUUCUUGGUGACUUAACCAACUAUUCACUGUGUAAUGAGUAGCUCUAAUGAACAAAUCAAAGGCUAUCUAGUAUGUUUCUCUAAUUAAUUUUUGUUAUCAGAUUACUAUAUUGUUAUUUUUCCUAGUAUUGUUACCGGGUAUGAUUUGAAACAUACAAUCAUCUCGUACUGUUUACGUACAGUCAUUGCUUUAGCAUUUAUUAAAUGACAUUGAACGCAAAUCUGUAUUGUGUUGUACUGUAUCCUGUCAUAGGUUUUUGUUAUACAACGGGUGGUUAUCAAAUUAGAAGUGAAAAGUCCUGGCCUUUUUCUAAUCUUCAAGUUACACUUGAAAAUUAAUCUCCAUUCAUUUUCUUUCAAGUUUUGAUUUUUGCCAAAGUUUACGAAACCAUCACUUAAUAAAAUAGCUCAGGUCUAUAAGAGUUCCUGACAAUUAGAUUUCUAAGGUUUCGAAGGAUACUAGUUAGUGCUUUUCAAAUGGUCAGUUUACUGAUCUGUAUCCUAAUUAUUAGUUUAACCAACUGCGUCUUUAGUAAAGCCAUCUCAAGAUUAAAGGUAAUAAUAAACAUAUCUGUAGAGAUUGUUGAAUUUUACGAUUAACAUCAGCAGCGGCAGUCUCUGUAUCAGUAGACCUCAACAUACACAAGGGAAAAAGCAAGAUCCUCAAUUACAUCACAGAACACCAACCCAAUCACACCCAAUGGAGAAGCUCUGAAACUGGUGAAAAGUUUCACGUACCUGGUCAACACCAUUGAUGAAUAGAAAGGAUCUGAUGCAAACGUAAAUGCAAGGGUUGGCGAAGCAAGGGCGGCAUUUCUACAGUUGAAGAACAUGCGAAACUCAAAACAAUUGUCUACAAGCCAAUAUCAAAGUCAGAAUCUUCAAUACGAACGUCAAGACAUUUCUACUAUAAAGAGCUGAAAUUUGGAAAACUACCACAACCAUCAUAAAAAAAGUACGAGUAUUUAUAAACAAUUGUCUACGCAAGAUACUGAAUGUCAAUUGGCCGGAUACCAUCAGCAACAGCCUACUUGGGAUAGAACAAACCAGGUUCCAUCUGAGGAGGAAUUUAGGAAAAGACGCUGGAAGUGGAUGGGACAUAAAUUGCGGAAAACACCAAACUGCAUCAUGAGGCAAGCUCUAACUUGGAAUUAUGAAGGAAAACAGAAAAAAGGAAGACCAAAGGUCACACUGCAUCGGGGAUCGGAAGCAACUGGAAUGAAUUGCCGAGGACAGAGUUGAAUGGAGAACGCUGGUGGACUACCUAUGCUCUUCUACGAGGGAACAGGCGUAAGUACGCAUUGAUUUAAACAAAGCAACCACUAAAAUUUAGGAAGCAUUGGGCAAAUACUUCGCCCUAGUAUGGAGCUCUUCAUGAGUGCACAUCCCUUGCCCUAUUGGGGAUCGGACUCAAGAACCUCAGGCGCUCAACCUUCAAACCACUGGGUCGGUAUCCAUAUGUUUAACUCCUGUUAAUUCCCCAUAUUGUGUAAUUUGUUUUUGGGUUGGUCUAGCGCUUUUAUUACUGUUAUUAUUUAUUAUUAUUACUUGUCAGCAUACAUUAUAUGUUUACGAAUCCAUGUGAAAUGUGGCUUGAGAGAUUUGCGUCAUUGUAAUUACGUAGGCCAUUUAAAUAUUUUUCAGAUUGUGUAUAUGUAUAUAUAUGUAUAUAUUCAUUGACCAGUCAGAAAAUUAUCAUGAAAUUAACUCGGUUCAUAACAACUGUUGGAAAAAGGCAAUAACAUAUUGCUAAAUUAUUACAAUCUGUUCAGACCACAAUUUGGACACAUCUAAAUAUAUUUAAUUAGUUCAAUAAAAUACAGUUAACUGAUAGAAGUUCGAUUAUAUAUAUAUAUAUAUUCAAGAUUUGGGAGAAAGUUAUGGUAUUUUUUAAUUGUGUGUUGUUGAAUAAUAGUUUGGUUAUGUAAGUACUUAAGUUUCGACUACUUAGUCUCAGGUUCGAACCCUGUUCCAUCUUCAAUUUUAAUAAAUUUAUGCGGUGUUAUUGACUCUCUUGAGUAGUAUCUGGUUUUGUUCCGUUGUGAAGUAAUUCACAGUAAUUCUGAAUUACGAACGAUUGAACGAUUCUCCUAAUAAGAAACCGAGCCAAUGAGAGCUGCAUAGACGGGACAAUGAAUACUCAAAACUUUAACAAUAAUCCCUUACUUUAGUGAAGAAGGGAAAUUGCUUGAUAUUACAGUAUGUUGAAACUGCAAUGAAACAACUUAGUUUACGUAGCAAUAGCCAUGGCCUUGAAAUAACAAAAUAAUAAACUAAGAGCGAAAACCAAUCCGGUAGCGACAGAGGUUGGUGGGGUAUUAUGACGCGGAAAAAAUUGUCAAGGUUAUUUUUGUACGUUAUAACGACGAUUUAUUAAUGAAAUAUAAAAAGAACUAGAUAAUUUUAGGUUUUCUUAAAAAAUCUAAAUCCGGAUUUGCAAAUCCGUUUUCGGUUUCUGAGUUGCGUGGAAACAUUUUCUAAUUUACACCGGGUGAAAUGGCAUCUGCAUACUGUACAACUCAUCUUUAUUAUUUAUGUAUUCAGUCAAUAAGAAAAGAUUUUCUUUAUGUCAUUAUUCAUGGAUUGGAUUAUUGGCUGAUUUAUUACAUGUGCGUUAAAAUCAUUUUAUGCUGGUCAUAUCACUAUCUGUGUUGAAGUUCACAGUUACAAUUUUACUCAUGAAAGUACACUAGGAUCAUUGAGUGACUAUUGUAAUCACGAUCUGAACGUAGCUGAAUGUGAUGAUAGGCAAUUAAUUUAGCUUUGUUCUGGCCUAAGGUGCAUAUGAUUAGAAGAAAUAAGAUUUAUACUGGGAAGCUUACCUUAUCAAUAUGCAUUUACUUAGAUGAGUUCCAGUUAAAAAUGACUACCGCUCAAUAGUAUGAAUCAUCUCUAUACUUUUGAAACUAAACUUAAUACUUUAGGUUCCCUGGAAGACACAGAAGUUACGUUUGAGCUACUCCACUAUAUUCCGAUUAAUACUUUCCCCUAACCAUAAUAGUCAGUCAGUCAGUAACAACGUAGAACUUCGUACGUACGUACAUCAGUUCGAGUUGCCACACCACAUUAGCACACAGAUGUAGUGGUUGAUUCAAAUCCCGUAGUGGUAGAGGUAAUAAGAGUAUAAGCAGUAAUCGGGAAAAUUAGUGUUUGGAGAUGUUAUUUAAAGAGUAUAAUACAGUGAAAUAAAUUUGGGAAGAGAAAAACAAGAGACAAGGAGGAAUAAGGAGAUCAAAAUUUGGGAGAACACAAAGAGUGUAUGCACCUGCGCCAUUGCAAACGAUUUUGAGCCAUGUCAUUCAGGGUCUCUAACCAUCGGUUGCUAUCAUCUUGCGGUCCCCAACCAGGUAGUCUACACCUACCAACAUGACUCAGACCACUUGUCAGUGACUUCAUGGACUUGUGCCAUAAUAAAUCGAAGACAUUGUCAAAUCAAACCAUAAUCCAUUUAUUUAUUAUCUUUCUUAUUAAACAUUGUUGAAAUCAUUCGUUGUAAAGAUAUAACGACUGGUAGGUUCAGUCGUUUUUAGCUAUUAUCAAUAUUCAUUUCAAUGUUUAAUGUGCAUUUGUUAUUUACCUCUACCUUAUUCUGACUAUUAUUUUAACAGGCAGAUUUAAUUGAUCGUGACUCAAAGGGUGUAAAACUUGGUUUAGGCGAUUUUGUAUUUUAUAGUCUAUUGAUUGGUCGUGCAACACUUGAUGGCGAUGCAGUCACUGUAGUCACAUGUUAUGUGGCUAUAUUAGUUGGAAUGUGUAUUACUGUUAUAGUAUUGGGAAUUACACGACAAGCAUUACCAGCUUUACCAAUAUCCAUAACAUGUGGUAUAUUAUUUUAUUUUGUCAGUUCAGCGACAAUAUCACCGUUUCUUGAGGCAACAGCAGCUGAACGUGUGUUCUUCUGAAAUGAUCUAUUAUUAUAAUUAUUAUCGUUAUUAUUAUUAUUGUCACCACAGCUGUUAUUAUAAUUUUUUUUCUUGUUUUUAUACAAUUUUCAAUGUUACCGUUGACUUGGAAUACUCAUUCAUGAUUUAUUAUCUGUUAUUUUUAUGUUUAAUAUUCAACUUUUAAUUGUGAAUUUUAGGUCCAAAAUUAUAAUGAUAAGUUUUCAAAGGAUUUUUAUUCAAUAAUACAAGUAUUUUAAGAUAAAAACAUGUCUUGGAAAUUCUACUAAUAUAUAAUCAAA